Messenger RNA from Eremomyces bilateralis CBS 781.70, 1857 nucleotides. Its product is annotated as ammonium transporter. Gene Ontology annotation, cellular component: plasma membrane. The record is from RefSeq and is a predicted model, not a curated record. NCBI's taxonomy places the organism in Eukaryota, Fungi, Ascomycota, Dothideomycetes, Eremomycetales, Eremomycetaceae. The transcript has 4 exons. Bases 329 to 1795 code for a protein of 488 amino acids. Gene Ontology annotation, biological process: ammonium transmembrane transport. Gene Ontology annotation, molecular function: ammonium channel activity.
CAUCCUACCUUAUCAUUACUGGUACUGCUAUCUGAAGAGAUGGCGCAACCACUGGUCUCAAGCCAUAUAGUCUUCGCGUGUCCGCGUUGUUCAGUAUGCUUACUUGAUUUGUUCAAUGCGUGUUCCCAACACUCGACGACUGCAGAUUCUGUCGGAAUCAAAGUUGGCAAUUGUUCCUUGGUUUGAUUCCACUGGCUUCGUGUUGUGUCUGGUUUCUUCUCAGCAAGUUGAUUUACAGACGCGUAGGACAACUCUGUUGUCAACCUUCAAAUCACCACCCUGAAUCCUUUUGUGUCUAUCAUCGGUCUUAAGUUAAAUUUCCCUCUCGAUGUCGGAUUCCAUCCCUCCAGUCACCGAAUGGCCGGAGUACUCCGUACAACCGCUGGGGGCGAAUCCUUUGGAGAUGGACAUCAAUGCUCCAUAUGACAAAGGCGACUUGUGUUGGAUCCUCGUAUGUACAGCACUUUGUUGGCAAAUCACCCCAGCUAUCGGCUUCUUGUAUGCUGGCAUGCAUCGUCGAAAGUCCGCGCUGACCAUGGUCUUCCAAUCUUUGUUCUGUGCCUCUGCUUGCGGGAUCCAAUUCUGGCUAUACGGUUACUCCAUGUACGAAUCGCACACGACCAAUCCAAUCAUCGGGGACCUCUCCAAAGGCAUUUUCCUCAAUGUGUUGGCUUACCCCAGUCUCGCGAAUUCCGAUAUACCGGAUAUCCUUUACGCUGCUUUCGGUUUCACGUUCGUCACUGCGACGGCCAUGAUUUUGGCAGGGGCUAUGCUCGAGCGUGGAAGACUUUUACCUAGUAUGGUGUUCUUGCUUUGUUGGACAACGUUCGUCUACUACUUCCUUGCAUACUGGGAAUGGAACCCGAGUGGAUGGCUCUACCAACUUGGAGCGUACGACUACGCUGGAUCAGGACCUGUCCACAUUGCUUCGGGCUUUGGCGCCCUCGCUUGGUCUCUCAUGCUCGGUCACCGUAAAGAUCCCAUGAAAGAGAGUGCUCAUCCGAAGAUCCCUCACUUCAGACCUCACAAUCCGUUCUUGGUGGGCCUUGGGACGAUCCUCAUUUGGUUCGGUUGGUUCGCAUUUAACGGUGCAAGUACCGCCAAUUUGUCGAUUCGGAGCAUCUAUGUGGUUGUCAACACCAAUCUUGCUGCCUGUGGUGGGGGUAUUGCAUGGACUAUUCUGGAGUACUUCAGUACUCGACGAUUUAGCAUCAUCGGUUUCUGCUCCGGCAUCAUUUCUGGACUGGUGGGGAUCACUCCUGCAGCCGGUUUCGUCCCCGUCUACACUUCCGCUCUGGUGGGGGCCAUCACAGCCAUUGGCGUUUUCUAUGUGGUCAAGUACAAACAUCUGAUCGGAGUUGACGAGGGUCUUGAUAUCUUUGCAAUCCACGGUGUCGGAGGAGUCAUUGGUGAUAUUUUGACGGGGUUCUUUGCUGCAGACUUCGUUCCCGCCUUGGAUGGUGUCUCGACAGACUACGAAGGUGGGUGGUGGAAUCGUCACUGGAAACAGAUGGGCUAUCAGCUUGCCGCAGCGGUGACGUGUGCUGCCUGGAGUUUUGUGAUCAGCUGCAUCCUUCUAUUCAUCAUCAACAAGAUCCCUGGUUUACACCUCCGCUGCAGCGAAGAGGAGGAGCUGGAGGGUCUGGAUAAGAAGUACUUUGCUGAUUGCGAGGUCGAUGGGUACGGCUUAGGGGAAUAUGGUUUUGCGAGCCAUAUGGGAGGAAUUGUUGGACGUUCUAGUGAGAGUCAAGGUGUUCAAAGUCCUCCGGUUCAGGUGGAUCCCAAGAAGGAGUGAUCUGGGGAGAGAACGGGUGUGUCUAGCAAAAGCCAAGAUGUAUCUAGUGGGCGAAAGGUGUU